Molecule: messenger RNA, 1073 nt
Organism: Argentina anserina (silverweed cinquefoil)
Lineage: Eukaryota; Viridiplantae; Streptophyta; Magnoliopsida; Rosales; Rosaceae
Exons: 2
Coding region: 2-730 (242 amino acids)
Cellular component (GO): NSL complex
Source: RefSeq, a predicted model, not a curated record
CAUGGCUGCUUCUGGGUCGAAGAACAACCCCAAGCGGACCAUCGCCGCCGACCCCCAAAUCUCCAACCCGAACCCCGACCCAUCCACCUCCGCCAUCACUCCUUCCCAGGAAGACGUGUACCUCUCACGCGCCUCCCACCUGACGCGGCAAGAGCUCCUCCGCCGCCGCGCCCACCACCUGAAGCAGCUGACGAAAUGCUACAAGGAGCACUACUGGGGGCUGAUGGAGCACCUGAAGAUCCAGUACAGGGAGUACUACUGGAAGUACGGUGUCAGCCCCUUGAAAGAAGAAAACAAUGGAGUUGCUGCGGUUGAGGGCGGUGAUGACAACCACAGUAACCAUCUCCGGUGCGCUUCGGUCGGCUGUAAAUUGAAGGCCAUGGCUCUAACCAGCUUUUGCCACCUCCACAUUCUUUCCGACUCGAAGCAGAGGCUCUACAAGGCUUGCAGUUAUGUCAUCAAGAGUGCUCAGGCAGGACCUAUAACAUGCGGGAAGCCAAUACUGAGAUCCACUUCUCCUUCUCUUUGUACUGUGCACUUCCAAAAGGCUCAAAAGCAUGUGACCAGAUCAUUGCGGAAGGCAGGGCUUAAUGUUACCUCAUCAAGUAAGCUUGCUCCCAAGUUCCAUGUGAUAGUGGCAGAAUAUGUACGCCAAAUUCAAUCUAAACGAAGAGCUGCAAAAAAGGAAAAUAAAAAUAAAAUUGCAAUAAAGGAAGAAACCGCUGAUUGACUGCCAGCUUCUUUCUCCACAAACUGGAUGAUGUUGACCUGCUAGUUGUGUAAAUGAAGCAAAACUAGAGGUUUGAUUCUUUUCUGUCUUUGGUUUUGAAGCAUCAGAUUUUGAGAAGAGAGGUGCAUGCUUUGGUUGCUUCCGGAAUUGUAUGGGGUGACAUGGGUAUAAGAACUUUUGCUUUUGAUUUUGAUUAAAUUUUCUCUGAAUCGAGUAUUGGAGUUUGUCUGUAGAGGAGAUGAUGUUCUUAGAGUUUAUUAAAUAUCAAUGGUUUUACUUCAUUGUCAGAAUGGUACUUUCAACCUUAGAUGUCGUUGUCUAUCUAAUUUUACCUUAUGGUGCA